GGGGGACCUUGGGAUACCGUGCAGUCCUCAUGAUGCCGUCUGCGUGGGUAAUUGGAGGACGAUGCUUGUCUGAUGCGAUCCUGGAUGCUCCCGGGAUGCCUGCCUCUUGCCUCUCACAUUGCUCCUUGGUCUUGCCCUCGUCCUCGAUGACAAUGACUUUGUCCUCUCCUCGUUGCUCUAUUUGGAGUUGCCUUUUGAUUUUGUCUCCGCCCUGUCCGACACUGCUGCCGCCGCCUCAUGGGCUUCCGUUUGACGCGGCCCUCUUCGCGUUGUUCGUGGUCUCUGACGGCUUCGCCCUUGACUGCCCCGCGACGACCACGCUGCCGCCCGUAUCACCGCCUAGAUUCCGGGCGACGUCAAGCGCAGGUUUGUGUUGAUAUAGUGAUUAUGGACUGCUUGGUGGAGCAUGGUGAGUUGGGAUGGAAGGAUGGUGUGGGAUUGCCGGAGGUUCUAGAAAGCGGCCGGGGAGGUGAGUCCGACCUGAGCCUGGGCGGAGGAUGGCGGAUUGGACGCAUCGGUCCCUGCUUGAUGUGGUGGAGGAAUUGCGAGGUCGAUGCCGCGGUGUGGAGUCGGUUGUGCUGGUGUCGAUGUGGGAUGGGAUCAUCUGCAUGUCCCCUUGAUGCUCGAUCGCGUCUCGCGCGAGUCGGGCGUUUCGGAGAAGGCGAGUGGCGUUGCGACGCUCCUUGAACUCGUGCUGGACUUGAUGGAGGCCUUGGUCGUGGUGAGAGCUGCUGUUGAAGUUGUCACUGAAGUCGGAAAUGUGUAAUCGAUUGUGAGCCGAGCUGUGGGCGCUGUCCGAGUGUGCUUGGAGAUUGCCCUUGAGAGUGAAUGAAUGGGCGUCGAUGCGGGAAUGCGGGUCGGUGAUGACGUGCGUAG
Messenger RNA from Trematosphaeria pertusa, 876 nucleotides. RefSeq lists its product as uncharacterized. The transcript has a single exon. The record is from RefSeq and is a predicted model, not a curated record. Lineage: Eukaryota; Fungi; Ascomycota; Dothideomycetes; Pleosporales; Trematosphaeriaceae. Bases 238 to 687 code for a protein of 149 amino acids.